Drosophila serrata is the source of this 1203-nucleotide messenger RNA. RefSeq lists its product as uncharacterized. Lineage: Eukaryota; Metazoa; Arthropoda; Insecta; Diptera; Drosophilidae. The record is from RefSeq and is a predicted model, not a curated record.
CUCUACUAGGCGGCAGAAUAACAAACAAAAAGAAAAACACACGUAAAAUGUUGUAGUACUAAAAAUAAAAGUGAAAUGUGCUCGAAGCGGAGUUUGAGUGUCCUUGCUGACACCGAAGAUGAACAGGAGAACCCGCCGAAGAACACCUCGAAAUCGCUCUGCCAACACACAUCAAGAGAAUUCACCGGCUCACCAAAGGCCAAAAAUGUUUUGGGCGAUUCCUUGUCCAGACAAAGAAGGAAUAAAAUUUCCAAGUUCGAGGAAUCCUGGCUGGCUCUAAAUAAGUCAUGUAUGGGCCAAAGCCUGAUGGAUGCUUCCAAGGAUACCAGUUGGACAAGUUCUCUGUCAACAAAGGCCCGAACUAAAGCUUUGCCAAUCUCCACUUACCAGAGUUCUCCGAGGACUCCUCCUGCCAUAUCCCGGUCGAGUUUUUCCUCUACGUUCCAGACAUCCCGCCGAUGGAACACAUUAAUGAGCGAAGAAUCCUGUAGAAAGUCUCCGCUGGCUUCUCCUUUGAUGACAGAUAAAAGUCCUCAAAUAUUAUCCUCUUCCUUUAAGACGUCGCGGCUAUGGAGCAAGUUAAUAGGCGAAGAAUCCUCUCAGACGAUUAGUUAUAACUCUCCGAAGACUUCUCCGUUAAUUGAAAAAUCAAACGAGAUCCCUCGCAGAUUAUCCUCUUCCUUGAAGACAUCUCAGCGUUGGAACGACUUGAUGAGCGAUCAUUCGCUGAAUGAAUCUAGUUGUACGGACGAUAGCCAUGUGGAAUCUUCGCCAGUCAUCCGUCUAGUACCGGAUCAACCCUCCCAGUAUCUGCCCAGCAGCAGCCAGAAAAGAGUCAUUCCAAAGUCCCACAUACGCGCCGUCAAGGGAGGCUAUGCCGACAGCUUCCAGCGGUUGCUAAAGAGCGUGCGAAUGGAUCAGCGCCAUUUGAGUAGCAGGGAACCAACCCAUAGCGGUCACGUGUUGGCUAUAACCGAGGAGUUUAACGUAACAAUGGCUCUAGUAGAGACCGAGAGCCAACAAUGCAGUCCAAGCUCUAGUUUUAAUAUUAUAUUACAAUCAAAACAAUCCAAAAAUGUAAAAGUUGGCUCUAAGGUGCAGUUCUACCUAAAUCCCAAAAUUAAGCCAUUAGAACUGACCAACAAGCAAUUGGUCUAUUGUCAGCCACAUAAUGUAAUCGUAUUAUAAAGACAGGCUUUAGUU